Molecule: messenger RNA, 2085 nt
Organism: Cygnus atratus (black swan)
Lineage: Eukaryota; Metazoa; Chordata; Aves; Anseriformes; Anatidae
Gene: ISYNA1
Product: inositol-3-phosphate synthase 1
Exons: 11
Coding region: 77-1756 (559 amino acids)
Biological process (GO): inositol biosynthetic process; phospholipid biosynthetic process
Cellular component (GO): cytoplasm
Molecular function (GO): inositol-3-phosphate synthase activity
Source: RefSeq, a predicted model, not a curated record
CGCUUCCCCUUCUGGAGGCGCGGCGCUGCGGGAGGGCUCGGCCCGCCCCGCUCCGGGCCCCGCCGCUCCAGGAACAAUGGCAGAGACAUUCCUUGUGGAGAGCCCCGAUGUCACGUACAGCAAGGACUUCAUCGAGGCCAAGUACACGUACAGCACCGUGCACGUCUGCAAGGAGAACGGCGUCACCAAGGUGAGGCCGUGCUCCACCCGCUUCACCUUCCGCACGGGGCGGCAGGUCCCCCGCCUGGGCCUGAUGCUGGUGGGCUGGGGAGGCAACAACGGCACCACGGUGACGGCGGCCGUGCUGGCCAACAGGCUGGGCCUGUCCUGGAUGACCAAGACGGGGCGCAAGAAAGCCAACUACUACGGCUCGCUGCUCCAAGCCUCCACCGUGUGCCUGGGCACCGGCCCCACCGGUGACGUCUACGUGCCUUUCCGGGACCUGCUGCCCAUGGUGCACCCCAACGACAUCGUCUUUGAUGGCUGGGACAUCUCCUCACUGAACCUGGCCGAGGCCAUGCGGCGGGCGGAGGUGCUGGACUGGCCUCUGCAGGAGCAGCUCUGGCCCCACAUGGAGAAGAUGAAGCCCCGGCCCUCCAUCUACAUCCCCGAGUUCAUCGCCGCCAACCAGGAGGAGAGGGCGGACAACGUGCUCCGCGGCUCCAAGGCCGAGCAGGUGGAGCAGAUCCGCAGGGACAUCCGGGACUUCAGGGAGAGCAGCGGGGUGGACAAAGUCAUCGUGCUGUGGACGGCCAACACGGAGCGCUUCUGCGACGUCGUGCCGGGGCUCAACGACACCGCCGACAACCUGCUGCGGGCCAUCGAGCGAGGCCUGGAGGUGUCCCCGUCCACGCUCUUCGCCGUGGCCAGCAUCCUGGAGGGCUGCGCCUACAUCAACGGGUCCCCCCAGAACACCUUCGUGCCGGGCGCGGUGGAGCUGGCCGCCCAGCGCCGCGUCUUCAUCUGCGGCGACGACUUCAAGUCGGGGCAGACCAAGCUCAAGUCGGUGCUGGUGGAUUUCCUGGUGGGCGCCGGGCUCAAGACCAAGUCCAUCGUGAGCUACAACCACCUGGGGAACAACGACGGGAAGAACCUCUCGGCCCCGCAGCAGUUCCGCUCCAAGGAGAUCUCCAAGAGCAACGUGGUGGAUGACACGGUGCAGGCCAACCCCGUCCUCUACGGACCGCACGACAAGCCCGACCACUGCGUGGUGAUCAAGUACGUGCCCUACGUGGGGGACAGCAAGCGCGCGCUGGACGAGUACACGUCGGAGAUCAUGAUGGGCGGCACCAACACCAUCGUCAUCCACAACACGUGCGAGGACUCGCUGCUGGCCAGCCCCAUCAUCCUGGACCUGGCCAUCCUGACGGAGCUGUGCCAGCGCAUCACCUUCUGCACCGAGGGCGACCCCGAGUUCCAGGGCUUCCACAGCGUCCUCUCCAUCGUCGCCUUCCUCUGCAAGGCCCCGCUGGUGCCCGAGGGCACCCCCGUCGUCAACGCCCUCUUCCGCCAGCGCAGCUGCAUCGAGAACAUCCUGAGGGCCUGCCUGGGGCUGCCCCCCCAGAACCACAUGCUGCUGGAGCACAAGAUGCAGCGGCCGGCGCUGAGCCCGAAGCGCGCCUGCCCGGCGGGGGCCGCCUGCCCCGUCACCCCCAAGAAGGCGGCGGCGCCCCCCCAGCUCAACGGCCACCCCUGCCCCGGCACCGCGCGGCCGGGACCCCCGUGUCCCCCCCUCCACAUCGACGGAGCCAACUAACACCCGGUGGGGACCCCCCCACACAAAGGGAUGCACAGCCCCCACCCCCAACCCCCCCCUCAACCCACCCCCCCCCAGGGUUGGGGGCUCUGCUGUAUGGGGCUGGGGGGGGGUUCUACCUGCCCCCCCUCCCCCCCCCCCCGGGUGCCUUUUUGUAUUUUAUAUGAGCUUUUUGGGGGGGGGGGGGGGGGGGUGGAUACAGGGUGGGGGCUGCGACCUGUGCCCCACCCCCCCCCCAGCAGCACCCGGUGCUGCCUGGCUCCCACGCCGACUCGAAACUGUGAAGCUUUGUACCCCCCCCCACCAAUAAACCCGCAGCGAGCCCCCCC